CAGCAUGUCAUAAGAAUUUGAAGUUGUGAAGUCCUUCUUACAUAGUAUAGACAUUCUCAAGCCAUGAUUUGUAGACUUUUCACCAUCUACUUCACUUUCUUCUUAUGUUUGCUUUUUACCUUCUUCGUUCCUUAUGUUCAUAGCAAUAACCAGCUUGAUACCAAUUUCUAUGAUGGAUCAUGCCCCAAUUUGGCCACGAUUGUUAGAUAUGGUGUUUGGUCAGCCAUUAAAAAUGACAACAGAAUGGCUGCGUCCCUCCUUCGGUUGCACUUUCACGAUUGCAUAGUAAAUGGUUGUGAUGCUUCUGUGCUUCUUGAUGAUACCCCAUAUUUCACGGGCGAAAAGAAUGCUUCUCCUAAUCGCAAUUCACUUCGGGGGAUGGAAGUGAUUGAUAAUAUAAAAGAACAAGUUGAAAGGCAAUGUCCAUCAACAGUUUCUUGCGCUGAUAUCUUAUCCUUAGCAGUUAGGGAAGCUAUUGAUCUGGUUGGAGGACCUUCUUGGCCUGUUGCAUUAGGCCGAAGAGAUGCAACAAAAGCCAAUCGGAUGGAAGCUAAUCAACAAAUUCCUUCACCGUUCGAGCCUCUAGAUAACAUCAUUGCAAAGUUUACUUCAAAGGGUCUUAACUUGAGAGAUGUUGUAGCCCUUUCAGGGGCACAUACAAUUGGUUAUGCCCGAUGCUUGACCUUCAAAAGGAGACUUUUUGAUUUUCAAGGCUCUGGCAGACCUGAUCCUGUGCUUGCCUCUUCACUUCUCUCAAAAUUGCAAAGCACGUGUCCAAAUGGAGACACUUCAAACAGCUACAUUGCACCUCUUGAUUCUAAUACUACUUUGACCUUCGACAAUGAGUAUUAUAGAAAUCUCUUAUACAACAAAGGGCUUCUAGAAUCUGACAUGGCACUACUUGCGGAUCGAAGGACUUCUUCUAUGGCUUAUUUUUACAGCACCGACCAAUAUUCCUUCUAUAAUGAUUUUGCUGCAUCCAUGGUGAAGCUUAGUAAUGUUGGAGUACUUACAGGAAUACAAGGGCAAAUUAGAAGGAAAUGUGGCUCUGUAAACUAUUAAGUGCUUGUAUUUUCAACUUAGCAAAACCUCAACAAUGUAAUUGAGGAAGCCAAUGUAAGUCACUUGGAGCAUAAAUGCUAUCCUUCUGUAUAUUAUGUCAAGUCCAUCAUCAUUGUAGGUGUUGGCGUUACCCCAGGAAUAUUCAGAUUAGCCAUGUUAACUUUUAUGUCAAGAUCAUUCUGCUGAAAUAUGAAACCUUGAUGACAUCACUAUUUAUAAUUUUAUAUAUGCUUUGCUAUUUGUUUGUUUGUA
This is a messenger RNA of Glycine soja, 1314 nucleotides long. Its product is annotated as peroxidase 10-like. Lineage: Eukaryota; Viridiplantae; Streptophyta; Magnoliopsida; Fabales; Fabaceae. Gene Ontology annotation, biological process: response to oxidative stress; hydrogen peroxide catabolic process. Bases 64 to 1062 code for a protein of 332 amino acids. The record is from RefSeq and is a predicted model, not a curated record. The transcript has 4 exons. Gene Ontology annotation, molecular function: peroxidase activity; heme binding.